AUGAGAUUGAAGACAAGCCCAUCAAGUCCAAGAAUUAAUAGCACCCAAUCACGAUGGAAGACGCUGCUUUUAUCAGGAGUAGUCAUUGGCGGCGUUAUUAGUCAGUCGCCACUUGUACAACAAAAGCCAACCGCCAGCCUCAAUCCACCAUCCGAAUCCAAAUCAUCUUUGAAAAGGUCAUCAUUCACAAGAUUGAAAGGUACAAAAGAAGAUACUAUCAUACCGACUGUGGAAUACGAUGUCGAUGGAAAUUGCAAGGCGUUGCCAUUUAUAAGACCGGCCGGGACUUACUUUUUGAACGCCGACAUCCAACCCGCGCCUUCGCCAGAGGCUGUGACACCUGCCUUUCACGUCGGUUCUUUUCUUGCGAACAAAGUCACGCAUCACAUGUUGGGCGACAUUCCUCAUUUUGAAUUAAUCAAAGAGUUGUUGGAAGGCAAAGAAGGAGGACUAACCCUGGACAUUGGUGCGAAUCAAGGAUUUUAUACCUAUUACUUGGCGGCACUUGGGAUGGAAGUUCAUGCGUUUGAGAUUCAGGAGGCCAACUUUGUGUCGCUGCAACACGGAGCCGAAUACAAUCCCAAGGAAGUUGCCGAACAAGUUUUUGUCUAUCCAGUUGGAUUGGGAACCCGGACGGGGCGAAUGAGUAUGGGUGGAUCCACCUACGAUGGACAUUUGAAAGGAAUCGUGGGCUUGAAUGAUGGAACCAUUCAAACGACUUCCGUAGAUUGCUUUGUUUAUCAAAACAUUCAAAAUUUGGGCAACGACCUGCUUUCGAAUGUAGCCUUUGUCAAGAUUGACGUAGAGGGCUUUGAAAUUGCCGUCCUACAAGGUGCGAGGCAGAGUUUGUUUGGACCACAGGGGCAUGUGGGAGGCUUAAUUAUGGAAGUAGGUCCCAGCCGUUGGAAUCGUGCCUUUGUCAGUUUCAACAUUGGAGUGCAAGAAAUGAAGAAAGUUGCCGGUCAUUUUCAACAAUCAUACAUUUUGGUAAGGACCAGUGGCACCUUUGUCCAAUCAUGUCCAACCAGCCUUGUAAAAGGUGUCAUCCAGGAUACGAACCCAAGAGUAUUGGAGGGAGCCGAAAUGUACAAGAUGGAGAUGGAUGAAUGGGAGCCAGUGCUGAGUAAACUGAAUGAAAUUGAAGGAGACUGCAACUUUUGGUACAUCAACUAG
Molecule: messenger RNA, 1173 nt
Organism: Cylindrotheca closterium
Lineage: Eukaryota; Bacillariophyta; Bacillariophyceae; Bacillariales; Bacillariaceae
Source: the annotation of a GenBank genome assembly